ACUGUAUGACAUUUUCCGUGCAGAUUUUCCCGUUGAUCUCGUGAAGCGUUUGAAAACCAAAUAUACGUGUGAAAUCGUGAUGGCAUAUCGUUGCAAAACCGGUCUUUCCAGUAGCAAAGAUAUGAAAACUGUGAUUGAAGCCAAGUGUCGGGAGAUUCUCGUUGCGACCUUGGCGGAGGACGAAAACCGAAACUGUUUCGACUGUUUGGCGAAAGGCCCGCGUUGGGCCUCGUGGAAUUUGGGCGUUUUUCUCUGCAUUCGAUGUGCUGGAUUGCACCGAAAAAUGGGAGUGCACAUCUCCAAGAUCAAGUCCGUGGACUUGGAUUCAUGGACCCCCGAUCAGGUGUCCUGCGUGCAACAGAUGGGGAACCGUCGUGGAAGGGCUUGUUAUGAAGCCAAGCUAGAGUUCAAUUGCCCUCGACCGCAAGCGGAAGGGCCCUUGGAGUUGUUUAUUCGUGAGAAGUACGAAGGCUUGCGUUAUGCAAAAGAUGGGUUUCAGCUUCCGAAGGCCGCGGAGAGAAUUGAAUGGCUGGAGGAAAUUUUGGCCGAAAGAUCCGGUCACCGGCGGAAGCCGAACGCCGGACGUGACGCAUUCCCAAUGCUCGCGAAACCUCCGGGUUUCACCGGCAUCAGUGUUCCAAUGCCUAAGAAUGAUGUUCAGCAGUUUGCGGUUUCUCAACCGGAUCUUUUCGAAGUGGAUCCGAGUCCAAGUCCUCUCAGUGCAAAUACAAAAGAAGAAGGAAAACAAGACUUGGCGACUUUGUUGGGUGGUGAUUUGGUCCCAAAUCCUGGCCAGUCCAAAGAAUCCAUCAUGGCUCUGUUCGGAAAUUUCCAGUCGGGAUCCACUAAUUGUCAGCAGAAUUUUUUCGGGAACUAAUUUACUCAAAGUUCCGUUUGUUCAAUUCUUUUCGUUCAAGUUUGAUUUUACAUUUUCGAAGGGCAGGGGUGGUUUCGUUUGACAUUGGGUAAUUCUGGAACCUUCUGUUGGUGGUGUUUCGUGGAAAGUAUUAUAUUUGCUACGUGAUUUUUUUUUUGCCGUGGCAAUUUAAAAUGGUGGACGUGCUGCUCAGCUAAUCGACUGCUUGUUUUGCUGCUCCGUUAUGUGAUGCUAACGAUCCGGAGAGCUGUAAAAAAACUGUACAAGGAACCUGUGAAUAGCGUCAGUAUCUUCGCGAAGUGAUAGCAAAUUAAUCAUCGCUUCUUAUAUAGUUCGGGAAGGAGAUGAGAGGUUUGCAGAAGAUUACGCACAGGAGCUUAAAAAAUGUGAGCUCUUUAUGGAAGCGCAUUCCGAUUUAUGAAAAUUCGAAAUGAAUAUAUUCCGGUGUUGUUCCUUGAUGAAGGAAUGGUAUUCUACGGAGCCAAAGAUUUUUUGUGAAGGAAACUGUGGGUUCAUUUUCGCAUG
Molecule: messenger RNA, 1402 nt
Organism: Notodromas monacha
Lineage: Eukaryota; Metazoa; Arthropoda; Ostracoda; Podocopida; Cyprididae
Source: the annotation of a GenBank genome assembly